AUGGAACUAAAAAACAGUAAAACAACAGGAGCCUUACGUUAUGCGUUUGACGCCAAAUGGAGUCGAUGUGAAAAGGAAGCACAACGUGCUGUAUUCGGGGUUUACACCUUCCGCCGCACGGAUCAACCGGAAGCAGUUGUCUACUUUCGUUUUGGUAAAGCAGCGGUAAGUUUGAUCAGUAGUAACAACGUGCUUCUGAGGAUACAGGCAUUACAGCAAUGGAUUAGGGAGAACUCGAUUAGGGAGAACUCACCGCCUACAGACAUGAAUAAUGAAUUAUUUACCAAAAUAAUAGCUCUGUUGAAGAGAAGAGGUUUUGUACAGUUAGUGAAACCUGACCUAUCCAGACCUACCUACAGCUAUGGACCAGCUGGUACUCUAUUGAGGAGAAACAUAGCACAAUGUUGGUGGGAAUGGGUGAUGACAUCUCAGGAAAACACCUUCCCUGUGGAGAGUACUAAUAGCCAAGAUUCAACUUGGGACUACUUCCUGGAAAUAUCCAAACAGCUUGAAUGGAACCUUCCCUUCUCCAUCACCCAGAGUCAGAACUACAUACACACACCUGCUGACAGGCAUAUUGACAAGUUCUUGUUCAAUUCAUGUUCGAAGACAAGUCUUGUGAUGCAAAAUUUCUGCCAGGCCACUGUUGUCACCCCUAUGUUAGACACAGCCAUCAGAACUCGCCUCAAGUGGUGGAAACAGUUUUCAGGAAAUCCAGCUAAAUUUUCUGCAACCGAUAUAGAAAAAACAGAAGCUGGCUAUCAUGCAAACAUACAGUACUCCUUUCCCUGGGGUGUGGAUGAUGUAGAGACUGUGACGAGUCUUGGAGACAAACCCCUACAGGGCUUAAAGGGAACAAUGUUAUCAGAACAUCAAUUUGUGAAUGGUAAAAAAAGAAGUCUGCCCUGUGUGAUUGAGUGUAAUGCAGUUUUGGAGCAAGGAUUUCUGGCUUUUUUGUUGGACGCUUAUCCUGGGUACCAUGGCUCAUCUAAUGAAGGCACCAAGGAAUCUUUGUGCCUGCAACUCAACCCAAGACUUACGCCUUACAAGAUGGCCGUCUGUUACCAAGGUAACAAGUCCAAUGUACUUCAUCAGCUUGCUACUAACAUUGGAAAAGAUCUAAGACAGGCGGGAAUAAUAACAUUGAAUCAAGGGACUAACUCAUCUCUUGACAACAAGAUAUCACAGAAUGAUGAGAUGGGUAUACCUUACACAGCUAUACUAGGUGACAGUGUACUGGAGGCAGGUGUGGUUGAGGUCCGCAGCAGGGACACCACCAUCAAGGAGCAAGUUCACAUCUCUCAGUUGGCAGAAUUUGUGCAAAAGCGUGUGGCUGGAUCAAGCUGAAGAAAUAUUUAAUUGAAUUUGUAAAGUUUCCCUUCAGGGUUGAUGUCAGAUGUUGUUGAACAUUUUCAUAUGGUUGGCACAAAAUGGUGUCAUACAUUGCCAGUGUCACAGAUUGUCAGAAUUAUACACUAGUGACAUUACCAGCUUACUGUGAACCUGAUACACUAGUGACAUUAUCAGCUUACUGUGGACCUGAUACACUAGUGAUGUUACCAGCUUACUGUGGACCUGAUACACUAGUGACAUUACCAGCUCACUGUGGACCUGAUACACUAGUAACAUUACCAGCUUACUGUGGACCUGAUACACUAGAGACAUUACCAGCUUACUGUGGACCUGAUACACUAGUGACAUCACCAGCUUACUGUGGACCUGAUACACUAGUGACAUUACCAGCUUACUGUGGACCUGAUACACUAGUAACAUUACCAGCUUACUGUGGACCUGAUACACUAGUGACAUUACCAGCUUACUGUGGACCUGAUACACUAGUGUCAUUACCAGCUCACUGUGGACCUGAUACACUAGUGAUAUUACCAGCUUACUGUGGACCUCGUACACUAGUGAUGUUACCAGCUUACUGUGGACCCGAUACACUAGUGACAUUACCAGCUUACUGUGGACCUGAUACACUAGUGACAAUACCAGCUUACUGUGGACCUGAUACACUAGUGACAUUACCAGCUUACUGUGGACCUGAUACACUAGUGACAUUACCAGUUUACUGUGGACCUGAUACACUAGUGACAUUACCAGCUCACUGUGGACCUGAUACACUAGUGACAUUAUCAGCUUACUGUGGACCUGAUACACUAGUGACAUUACCAGCUUACUGUGGACCUGAUACACUAGUGAUUACCAGCUCACUGUGGACUUGAUACACUAGUGACAUUACCAGUUUACUGUGGACCUGAUACACUAGUGACAUUACCAGCUCACUGUGGACCUGAUACACUAGUGACAUUAUCAGCUUACUGUGGACCUGAUACACUAGUGACAUUACCAGCUUACUGUGGACCUGAUACACUAGUGAUUACCAGCUCACUGUGGACUUGAUACACUAGUGACAUUACCAGUUUACUGUGGACCUGAUACACUAGUGACAUUACCAGCUCACUGUGGACCUGAUACACUAGUGACAUUACCAGCUUACUGUGGACCUGAUACACUAGUGAUUACCAGCUCACUGUGGACCUGAUACACUAGUGACAUUACCAGUUUACUGUGGACCUGAUACACUAGUGACAUUACCAGCUUACUGUGGACCUGAUACACUAGUGACAUUACCAGUUUACUGUGGACCUGAUACACUAGUGACAUUACCAGCUUACUGUGGACCUGAUACACUAGUGACAUUACCAGCUUACUGUGGACCUGAUACACUAGUGACAUUACCAGCUUACUGUGGACCUGAUACACUAGUGACAUUACCAGUUUACUGUGGACCUGAUACACUAGUGACAUUACCAGCUUACUGUGGACUUGAUACACUAGUGACGUUACACUUUUAGUAACAUUACCAGGUUAAAGAUAGCAGAUUGACUAAGGGUGAUUUUAACAACUGAUCAUCUGAUGAUGUUGGCUAAAAAAUCAUCACUAAAAACAGCUUUUAGAUUUAGAUGGUUUCAUGAUCUCAGGGCAGGUUUAAAAAAAAAAAAAAAAAAA
Molecule: messenger RNA, 3012 nt
Organism: Pecten maximus
Lineage: Eukaryota; Metazoa; Mollusca; Bivalvia; Pectinida; Pectinidae
Product: DNA polymerase subunit gamma-2, mitochondrial-like
Exons: 10
Coding region: 1-1347 (448 amino acids)
Biological process (GO): mitochondrial DNA replication
Cellular component (GO): cytoplasm; mitochondrion
Source: RefSeq, a predicted model, not a curated record